Caenorhabditis elegans is the source of this 1055-nucleotide messenger RNA. RefSeq names its product FBA_2 domain-containing protein (gene F44A6.5). The record is from RefSeq and is marked reviewed. The coding region runs from base 120 to 872 and encodes 250 amino acids. NCBI's taxonomy places the organism in Eukaryota, Metazoa, Nematoda, Chromadorea, Rhabditida, Rhabditidae. The transcript is spliced from 4 exons.
AAAUCAUCCCGUUUGUUUGUUUGCCUAUUGUUUGUGACUCCUUUUGCAACGUGAUCAGACAAACACUUUUUUUUUCAAAUUUUCAAGUAUAAUCAAAUGACAGCCAUUCUGAUAAGAACAUGCUCAGCGCUCAGCAGAAAACUUGCAUUGCCCUCGUUGUUGGCAAUUUACCUGUUUCUCUGAAAGAUUCUCCGAUAAUAAUGGAUGUGGCAGAUGAAAGUAAGAGACACAUAAUGGGAGGCGAUCCGUUAGAAUCGUUGUUCCUGAAAUCAAUUCGCCAAGUAGUCACCAAUUAUGCCAAAGUGAAUCAAGCACAAUGGGUUUUAUUUCUAAAAAAUAAUCAACUCGACAAUUUCUUCAACUGCUUUUUGAACAAAUCCCCUGAACUAAUGAUGUCGCUUUUGGAUCAUUGUGCAUGGGCUCCUUCAGAAAUAGAGAAGGAAGCAAAAAUAACAAUAAAGACUACCCAGCUUUUAGCUGAAGUUGACAAUAAAACAUUAAUCAAUGUUGUUUUUGAAAAAGGAAUUUUUGAAUUUCCCAUUUGGAUUCCACAUAUUUUGCGACGUUUCUGUAAAGAUGGAAUCAACAAGAUUAAUAUUCAAUUUGAAGGUUCACCAAGUGAAAACGAUCUUCUUCACCAUCUCGGACAACAACUAUUUAAAUUAAUUCAAAACACAAAUUUCUCUGAAAGAGAAAACAUGUCCUAUCCUGCUGCCUCCGCUGAAUGGAAGUACACUGUUAUCAAAGGCUCCGUGUGCUUUUCCGCGCAUUCAAAACGCAAAGGAGGUGCAAUGGUGUUUGCUAAAUUUAACCGUUGUCAAGGAAACAUUACACGGGAUGUCAACGAGAUUUUGAAAACGGAUUUUAUAUAAUUAUGCUUUACACUAUACUACUUUUUGUUUCAAAUUUUGUGAAUAUAUGUACUACAAAAGUUUAUCUAACACAUGGCCGCAUAGUCAGAUCUCCCAUGUGUCACUUAUUAUUAUAACCAUUGUUUUUACUCUCAUUUUCAGUUCAAUUUUGAUAAUGAGAAAUAAAAUGUUAUGCAAAUUUUU